CCGGACGGACGGACGGACCAGACGGAGUUGGCGGCGCGAAUCCAUGGCGCUCCUCUUCUUCGACCUCAGCCUCCUCCCUUCCCCCAACUCCAACUCCCGCCUUCUCGCCGCCGCACGAGCCCUCGAGCUAGGCUACGCUGCCGUCGCCCUCGAUCACCCGCACCGCGGCCUACUCGCCGACGCCGACCGCUGCCACACCGCUCCCUUCCCCGCCUUGUCUUCCCUCCCGCUCCCCCCCUCUGCCUCCCUCCACCGGUCCCGCAAUGGAUCCCCUACCUCCGAGCCCUUCCGCCAGUACACGCGCAUCACCCUCUCCCUCGACUCCGCUGCCGCCGCCGCGUCCGCGCUUGCCCCCUCCGCCGCCCGCCUCCUCCGCACAUACGACAUCGUCGCGGCGCGCCCUCUCACCCAGGCCGCGCUCGACCACCUCUGCCAGUCCGCCACAGAGAUUGAUGUCAUCUCCAUCGACUUCUCUCACAAACUGCCAUUCCGUCUCAAGCUCCCAACGAUCAAGCUUGCACUACAGAGGGGGAUACACUUUGAGAUUGCAUACUCUCCCCUCAUCGAUGAUGUCAAUUCAAGGAGACAAGUCCUGGCCGAAGCCAAUCUGUUGGUGGACUGGACUAAAGGAAAGAAUCUCAUCAUUUCAAGUGCUGCUCAUAAUGCUAAUGAAAUUAGAGGCCCCUAUGAUGUCAUAAAUUUAUGUGCAUUUUUGCUUGGUCUUUCUAUGGAGCGAGCCAAAGCUGCUAUGUCCGUAAACUGCAGGUUGCUUAUUUCCAAGGCUACGAGGAAGAAACAUUUCUACAAAGAGACAAUUCGAAUCGAUAGACUGUUACCAAAUGAGCAACUAAAUUCAACAAAGUAUAAGGUUGGUGACUGGAUUGGUUUGGAUCCUAUAUCUUUUAAAGGUGAUCGACAAACUUUGGAGACAAAUCUAGAACCUUCUCCCAACAAAGAUGAACUACCUGUUUCACCCACAAAUUUUCCCGCCAAAGUGUUGUGUCAUAAACGCCAUGAUGCUGAUGUGUCUCUCUUUGCCGACCGGUUAGAGCAGUCUACUGAUGAUAGUGAAAUUCCAGUUGAAACUCAAGAGGAAACCUUACAGGCUAACAGAAGCGAAGCUCACAGUGGCGCUGUUCACACCAUCAUGGUUAACCCUGAAAACAAUGAAAUUGUUAUGGCUGGUAGUAUGCAGGCUUGUGUUGCCUCUUCUGUUGACCAGAAAUGCAUUGAGGAGCAUGUUGAAUUUGUUGAGGAUGCAAUGGAAUUAGAUGCUACAGAAUUGUGCACAUUAAACCUCAUUUCAGGUGACGGUACUCCUUUAUCCUCCGAUGUUAAGUUACCAUGUUCUUCUCUUCCCCAGAGCAUGGAGCUUUUUGACACUAGUCUUGAGAACAAGGAUCCUGACCAACCUAGUAAAAUCGUAGAUCAUACUAAUACUUGUGCAAAUCAGGGGUAUAUCCGCACAUCUGGUGAUAGGGAGGAACAGGCACCUCUGGAUCAUGAAAUUGUUUCAUGUUCUGAUGUUUGCCUCGAGGGUAAGUGCCUGGACAAACCUGAUGAUGUUCCAGUUGACUCAAAGACUCACAGAGAUGCUGCGGAAUCAUUGGGGUGCUCAACUGGUGGGCGAGAUGAUGAGACGCCAUUAAAUCUUACAGUUCCAUUGAGUACUGAUUUAUGCGAAGACAUUGUACUGCCAGCUCAUCAAGUAGAGCAAAAUGUGGAUGAAGACAUCAAAAGUACUGACAGUUAUAAGGUCGAACCGGUUUACAGAAAUGCAAUAAGAAUGAUAUCAGUGGAAAAUACUCUCAGUGGUCAAGAGAUCAGUUCAGCUGCUGUUGUUUAUGAUAAGGGGUCCAGUGAUGAAACUCGGGAAAAUAAUGAAUUGGAAGAACAGAAUUUAAAGAAACCCAAUGCUUCAUUAGAGAAAGAUGUUGCUAAAAUAGAUGAGGGGCCACUAAAUUAUGAUUAUGCAGAUAAGGUGGAUAUAUCUACAGCUAGAUCAGAAAAGCGAAGACAAAAACUAUUGUUGCACGGCCCCUCGUAUAUUCCUUUCUUGGGCUUUCUUAAGCCUGUGUCUUUCAAGAAGAAAGUAUGCAAAGUAAGAGGCCUGGUCAAAUCUUUAUAUCAUAUCGUCUGCCUAAAAUGUGCUGGCUAACGCUAAUCAAUGUUAAUUAUGAAUCAUGUGUAAGGUUGUAUCUAGAAGAAAAUCAUAACAACUGUUGGCAGUAUACAUUUCAAGAAUUUUGCUACAUACCAAAGGCAAGCGGAUCUAUUUGCAAUAUGAUAUCCUGAUGCGCUUUGACUUUAUCUUGUCGGUUGGCUAAGGCCACUUGAAGGUUGACUAGCUCGUGUCGUCAGGCUCUUGAGUGGGGUACUGUACGGAUUCAUCAGAGGAUGUGCCAUUAUAGGAGAAGGGAGUCUUGCAAUUGGUUGUGGACACUUCCAGUGAUCUUACCAACCAAUAGCCAACUGAAAACAGCGUCCUGGAUCUGUAGCAUCAAACUUGUGUCAACUAGAUGCUUGAAACAACACAGAUCCUUGUGGGGGUCUAUCUUGUAGCUUGGAAUUUUCAAAAGUGUUAAUGAUUCUUCUCCACUGAAGUAGUCUCGAGAGAUUCACUUUCGAAGGUAAUGAUAGUAGUGGCGCAGACUUUCGAGGGACAAAGUCUAAUCAAGGACUGUCUUUCACACUUGCAUUCCGUGUCGAUCAAUGGUCAUCAGUCCAGUGAGGGAGAGGUUCAUGUGCAUCUUAGUUUUUGCAGUUUUGGACAUAAAUAAACACGCGAGACCUUUA
Molecule: messenger RNA, 2796 nt
Organism: Triticum dicoccoides
Lineage: Eukaryota; Viridiplantae; Streptophyta; Magnoliopsida; Poales; Poaceae
Exons: 6
Coding region: 44-2158 (704 amino acids)
Biological process (GO): tRNA processing
Cellular component (GO): nucleolar ribonuclease P complex
Molecular function (GO): RNA binding
Source: RefSeq, a predicted model, not a curated record